GGGAAAAAUACAACAUGGCGUCCUCCAUGCUUUGAAACAUUGUUUUGCUUUUUUGAAAUUCCGUGAACGCAAUUUGCUGGUAUAUUGUGUUAAUUGAAGUUAUAACCAGUCACGUGAAGUAUCUCAUCUAUAUAUUGAGUACAGUACAUUCCUACCAUGGAGGAAGUACAGAAACACUCUGUGCAUACACUCGUGUUCCGAUCGCUGAAGAGAUCGCAUGAUAUGUUUGUAUCUGACAACGUUGAUCCGCCACCAGCAUACGAAGAAGCAGAGAAGUUGAAAAUGGCUUGUAAGGCACGUGACGAGUAUGGACCUGUAAUGCAUUUACCAAUACCCAAAGAAGUAAAUAAAAUAACACAUGCCAGAACCCAUGCACCAAUCAGAGAACAUCCAGGAGAAGAAAUGUCUGCACGUGUAGCUCCUGGCCACCCGUAUGCCCCGACAAUAGAAACAGGAAUACAAGAAGUUAUGGGGUCAUUGCCAGCAUCCCAAGCUCAGAUUGCUAGAGAAAGAACAGCAGCCAGUGUAGAAGAAAUUCGACAACAGGCAGAAAGAUUGGCACAGGGAUCAAGGGCACUCGUAGCUGUCUCAGGUCCUAAGACAUCAAAUGCAUUAGUACCACUGAAAGCACCUACAUUACCAAAACCACAAUGGCAUCCGCCAUGGAAACUGUACCGUGUCAUAAGUGGACACAUCGGAUGGGUACGUUGUGUCGCCGUGGAGCCUGGCAAUGAAUGGUUCUGCACUGGGUCAGCUGACAGAACUAUUAAGAUAUGGGACUUGGCAAGUGGUAAAUUGAAGUUAUCCCUAACAGGACAUGUUAGUACAGUUCGAGGACUCGCUGUCAGUAAAAGGCAGCCAUAUUUAUUCUCAGGUGGUGAAGAUAAACAGGUGAAAUGUUGGGACUUGGAACAAAAUAAGGUUAUUCGACAUUAUCACGGACAUCUCAGUGCUGUUUAUGGCUUGGAUAUCCAUCCUACGAUAGAUGUCCUAGUGACGUGCUCACGUGAUGCAUCAGUACGUGUCUGGGAUAUGAGGACAAAAGCAUGUGUACACACCUUGACAGGACACACUAAUACAGUCGCUGAUGUCAAAUGUCAGGCUUCUGAACCACAGAUUAUUAGUGGCAGUCAUGAUUGUACAGUAAGACUGUGGGACUUAGCUGCUGGUAAAACAAGAUGUACUUUAACCAAUCAUAAGAAAAGUAUCCGGUCGUUAGUGAUACAUCCAAAAUUGUACAUGUUUGCUUCAGCCUCCCCUGAUAACAUCAAACAGUGGAAGUGUCCUGAUGGAAGUUUUCUUCAGAAUCUCUCUGGUCACAAUUCUAUUGUUAAUUGUUUAUCUAUGAAUACUGAUGGUGUGAUGGUCUCUGGAGGUGACAAUGGUAGCAUGUAUUUCUGGGACUGGAAGACUGGAUACAACUUCCAAAGAAUCCAGACAGCAACCCAGCCUGGAUCCCUGGACAGUGAAGCCGGUAUAUUUGCAUCUACGUUUGAUCACAGUAGCAGUCGACUGAUCACAGUGGAAGCUGACAAAACUAUCAAGAUAUAUAAAGAAGACGACAACGCU
This is a messenger RNA of Saccoglossus kowalevskii, 1569 nucleotides long. Its product is annotated as pleiotropic regulator 1. Gene Ontology annotation, cellular component: precatalytic spliceosome; catalytic step 2 spliceosome; Prp19 complex. The record is from RefSeq and is a predicted model, not a curated record. Gene Ontology annotation, biological process: mRNA splicing, via spliceosome. Gene Ontology annotation, molecular function: protein binding. Lineage: Eukaryota; Metazoa; Hemichordata; Enteropneusta; Harrimaniidae.